Molecule: messenger RNA, 1448 nt
Organism: Suillus bovinus
Lineage: Eukaryota; Fungi; Basidiomycota; Agaricomycetes; Boletales; Suillaceae
Exons: 16
Coding region: 240-1316 (358 amino acids)
Source: RefSeq, a predicted model, not a curated record
GUGGCGCUCAUGGUGGUAGUACGCGUCGAUGACGACUUUAACAUAGUCAUUCCCCUUCGCGAACGUUUGCGACAGGUCCUUAAUAUCAGUUUACGCAGCUCGAUCAACUGUUGCGUCCCUUGCAAUAGGAACUGGGAUUUCGAAUGUAUUACACGACUCACUGGCGCUUACUAGGGACUCGUAAUACGUGUUUUUCUCUUUGAAAAGGCUCAUGACCUCCACACUUAUACAGCAAGCAGAUGCUCCAUUGCCGUAAAGUCUCUAUUAUGGGAUGGAACGUCUAUAUAAGACUUCAGCGGCCACCAGGGAUCGCAACUGCUUCGCGCGCUCGUCUUGCAUUGUCCGUUACACUUUUGUUAAGAAUGGAUGCUUUGGCUACGCAAUCUGUGACCAUAGAUUCACUCUAUUCUCGACAGGCUGUCACCUUUGUGGCUAUCGCGAGUUUCACGCUUCUGUGCUGGGAUCAUAUGAUCACCUUUGCAGAUGAGGUAGCCUUGAUCUGGUGUCAACCCAAAAAACCUGCCGCGUACCUCUUUAUAUUGAAUCGAUAUAUCACGCCUCUGGGAUUUAUUGUCAACAUUGUUGCAUUAACCCUCCCAAAUUGGUCCACAGAGAGGUAUGUGGUUUCCGAUCUGAAAACGACUGGCAUCAAAUUGCUGUUAAGCUGCAGAAAUUUCGUCAGAUACCAAGCUGCCAUGGCGAUCAUUGGUGUCAGUAUAGCAGAACUGAUAAUGCUGAUACGGGUCCAUGCUCUCCAUCAAUAUCGUACGCGAUUCGUUGCGGUUGCGGGCCUUCUCUUAUUAGUCCAGGUUGCACUUGAGGCGUAUUUAAUCGCUCUUGGUAAAAUGGUUCCUCAUGUUCAACAAAUACACUCUUGUUAUGAGGUUUAUGAUUUGCCGCCGGCUCUCUCUGUUACUCGCGCAUGGUUGCCUUUAGCAUACGACACUGUCAUUUUUAUCAUGACCCUAUGGCGCACCUUGCCCAGUCAUCGGGAUGGAUCUAUCUUGCAAACAUUCCAAACAGAUGUACGGGCGCCUUUGGGCCUGAAGGGUGUUGCUGCUCAAUUGGUGUUCUUGUUAACGGUUGUCGUGACGUCCCGAGUCACACUUCAUCUCAAGAAGCAAGACCGGUCUUUCGUAAUUCGCCCUCCUACGGUGUUCAAUUUGGCACAUGGACACCAGCAAAUGUCAAGGAAACCCUUUGACGAUGAUCUACAGCCGAAAUUACCAUUUUCGACAACCCCUAUUCCAUCCAUAACAUUUGAUCCCACGGACGAUGCUCAAUCUUUCAGAAGUGUUGAUGAAGAGUCUCAGUGAUCGUGCCAUGUCUCAACAAUCACAGGGGAUCGUCCUAGCCAGGUGGCGCAAUUCUGUCCUGCGUGCUGUGAGGAAGCCUGUGCCGUCCUCGCACCAGCCAUCUGGAUGGUUCGUGGUUGGGCUAGCACCAGA